GCAGACUAGAGUCCACCUUCAGUUUUUCGGACUUCCUCGAACUUUGUCAAACUUAGCAGCAAGUUGAACGCGCUCUCUUUUAUUCUCUGGCCUCCAGAGGCUGAAACCGCUCAACUCUUUUCGCUCUGACACUGUGCAGUCUUUGGGCUGUUUUCUUUUUAGACAAUGAAUUACCAGCCACCUUUUCCUGUAGUACAGUUAUCAGUUUUAUUUAUCAUAAGCUUUUCGCUCGCUCAUGGAUACCCGUCAAGUCUCUUUCAGGGCAGCGCGUAUUCAGGAGCCGUUCACAGGCACAGAAAUAAAAACUGGUGUGCUUUUAUUGUCCAAAAGAACGUAAGCUGCGCAGUUCAAGGCAGCGUGGAAAGUCACGUUGAACCUGAAGCCGCGGGCUGUCCAGAGCAUCAGCCUGACUGCGAGCCACAAAUGAUAUACCGUACUCGGUUUCGGCCGACUUACAAGAUAGCAUACAAGACUGUAACUGAGCUAGAAUGGAGGUGCUGCCCAGGAUACCAGGGCCCAGAUUGCAGAGAAUUGAAAGGCUCUCCAAACGGACAGACAUCAUAUCCACAAUCAAACCCACAACGCCCACAGCAACACCAUGGACAAACUCGACCUGCACAAAGGCCAGAACGACGAGAAACAGGACAAUAUGAUAUCAGACGAACAGCUGACAAAACACGCAUACUGGAGGAAGAAGUGCAGCGCCUCUCGCAGACAGUUCUGGAUCUUCAAGCAGCCAUGACAGGUAUGGCUGAGAACCUGAGGACAGACUUACAGGAAGACACCAGCAAGAUGCUCAUUACCUUCCUCAAUGACAGGACUUCACCUGACAGCGCAAGAACAGGAGGCACGGAGGAGAGUGUGGUGCAUCUAGAUGGCCACCAGGCAGUGAGAGGCCACACCCAUGGGGAAAGAGAAAUGGAGACACUGUUGGCCAGGCUCAACGAUAUGACAGAUGCUCUCAAAAGCAAAGACGAAGCUCUUGAGGAACUGCGGGGAACAGUGACAGGGCAUGACGGCCAGAUACGAAUGCUUAUGGAUAGUUCCUCUCAAGGCCUACCAGUCACGGGCACUGCUGCUACUCCAGAUAUAGGCAUCCUUCAGACUUAUAUUGAUGGGAAGUUUGAGAAGCUCAAGAAGGAUCUUGUUGUAAACAUGGAAGAAGAGAUGGCCAAGCUUAAAAGUGCAUGUGAUGAAAAGAUUCAGGCUCUUCAAAAAACAUGUGAAGAUGGAAAGGACAGCAGCUUUGUGAGCCUCACCGAUCUAGUGCACAACAAGGAAGCUGAGCUUAGGAAGGAGAUCCGUGAGCUCCGAUUGGAUAUGUCUAUGUCGGACGGUGUAGUGCGCACAAACCGUCAAACAAACAUUGGAAAAGAUGAUAGUGACUACAAUGACUUGAGGAAGGAAAUUAUUCGAGUGGCAGAUGCCCAUCGUGUCCUUAAUGCCAGAGUGGACAAUGAGCUAGAGCAUCUGUCCACACUGAAGAUAGAAGACGUGCUUGGUUCGCGCAUAGAGGACUUGGAGGACAGGAUGAACGUCACUGAAAGGAACGCUGAGACUUUUUGCUUCUAUGUGGAUGAAAAACUUACCAAGGAAAUUAUGGAUGAAGUAGCUAAGCUACGUGAACUCCUGGACCAGAAACUCAGUGGCGUGCAGGAUCAGUUCACUUCCAUGUUGAUUGAAAUGAGCAACAACUCCUUCCCGGGGAUGCCUAGCGAUUCUGUCGAUGCACUGCAAAUUCAAGUUCAUGCUAACAGUCGUCUUAUAAAAGGGUUGGAGGACAAGUUUAACACAAUUGGGCAGAUAUGCUCAACUGACUGCAAAACCAACCUACCCACUGAUUCCAAAACUCCAGAAGGUCUGGACAGUCUUGUAAAGGACGUAAGACUCUGUAGAAAUGAUCUGGAUGUCCUACGUUCUGAUUUUGUGAACAACGUAGCAAGGGUUCAUGCAUUAGAGGAUACUAUUAGAAUGUCACCUGAGAAAGAGUUUAUUAAUGCACAUAUACAGGACACCCGCAAAAGAAUGAAUGGUUUGACUGACAACGUUAAUGGCUUGACUGGAGCUCUAACAGGACUGGGAGACACAGUCAGCAAAUUUAGUCAAGACCUUCACACUUUGAACUCCACAUGUUGCCAGCAAGUCAGCAGUUCCCCACUUGAGGUAGAAACUGGUAAACCGAGCCACAACCAGAUCGAGGAGCUAAAAAAACAAUUGGAUGCACUGAACACUCGAGUGAAUACAGAGUUGAGCGUGUGUAAGUUCAACACGGCUGGAGUAGCUGAGGGUGUCUCUGCGGUCGAUGACAGGGUGACUGCCCUGGAGAAGAUCUGUGGAAGUCUUAAUGGUGAGAGGAACAAUAUCCAGGACCUUUCAGAGGAAACGGAGAGGAAGGUGGCACAGAUGAACAGCACUCUGGGCACUCAUUCAGGAGCGAUCACGGCUCUUCAAAACUCCUUUCUGAACUUUCAGAGUCAGCUAGCAGGAAUGGCUAAGCAGAUCCAGAAGGAUCAUACAAGUAAAGAACAAGGACUGCCUGUUCGGCAGGAUAGACCUGCGUCUGCUCCUGACACUCGAGCUCCGACACAACCCAUGAGACCUUACGUUCCUCGCAUCCACAUACCUUUGAUCAUACCACACAGAGCAGUGCCAGCCCCCACUGGCCGUCCCUAUGUACGUCAGCCACACAUCCCACACAAGCCCUAUUUCCCUCAGCCACCAGGCAGCCCCAGGCAUCCCGUCCACCCCGUACAACCCCACCAACCUGCUGUACACCAGCCAGUGGUGGUCACAGGGCAGGCCGGCCCACCUGGGUAUGUGCGCAGGGUCACGGUCAGACGGGAUCAAAACUCAGAGGACUCAAAAACGCCUUUGAAAGGAUUUGCAGGUGCUCCAGGUUAUCCUCCUGUCCGUCCUGUCUCAUAUGAUACCAAACAGUCUCAUCCAGAAGCUGCCCAUGUCCCAUGGAGUCCUGCAUAUCAAAGACCCAUUGCAACUCCAGUAGUGUCACAGCAGAACUCCUUGACAGAUCCGUUUUCUUUCUCUGCUGGCCUCGUACAGCAGACGUUCUCAGGGGACUUCGGUAUCAUUCGCUUUGAUAGGGUGCUAGUCAACGAUGGAGGACACUAUAACCCUCAGACAGGGAUCUUCACGGUGCCCUCCGAUGGCCGUUAUCUGGUGUCCGCUGUUCUAACAGCUCCACGGGGUGAGCACGCUGAAGCCGUGCUCUCGGUAUCCAAUCGCAGCGUGCAGAAGCUGGACACAGCGGGUUACUGGAGAGCCCACUCACGGCUGACCCGAGAUCAGUGCUCAUGUGGGGGGGCCGCGUCCUUCAACCUCAUCCUCCCACUCCGGCAAGGUGACACCUUGGCCUUGGUGCGCACCGCCGGAAAGCUGGCGAUCUCUGAAUCCAGAGAGAUCCUCUCCACCUUCAGCGCUAUAUUCCUCUACUCGCCUCAAGCCAGCAGAUAACCCCGUCACUAAGAGGGGUGCUAAUGUGACUUUUCACGCAAGUCUAACCAUUCACAAUGCUGCCUCAUUUGAAAAGGUGCGAUCACAUUAACAAAAUUUUCAACGCUUGAAUCCACUGCGACAUCUUUGUAGGACCGUGUGGAUUCCCACUGAAAUCACUGGAUUUCAUUUGCGAGAAUUUGCAGAACACUAAAUGUGACCGCACCUUGAGAUUGUGACUAUGCAAUAGAGUUUGGCUUUACUUAUUUAUCAGACACACAAUAUUUGGUAAAAUAGAUGGUAAAAUAUCAAUCACAAACGCACUCACAAUCACAAAGAAAAAGAGCAUACCAUUAGAUUUUAGUAGUAUACUUGCAACAAUAUAUAUAGUUUGUUUUAAAAUUGUGAUCUUAAAGGGAUAGUUCCCCCAAAAAUUAAAAAUGUCAUUACUCACCCUCAUGUCGUUCCAAACCUGUAAGACCUUCGUUCAUCUUCAGAACACAAAUUAAAGGAGAACUCCAUUUCCAGAACAAUAAUUUACAUAUACUCACCCCCUUGUCAUCCAAGAUGUUCAUGUCUUUCUUUCUUCAGUCGUAAAGAAAUUGUUUUUUGAGGAAAACAUUUCAGCAUUUUUCUUCAUAUAAAGACUGAUAUGGUACCCCGAUUUUGAACUUCCAAAAGGCAAGGUUUAAAUGCGGCUUCAAGCGAUCCCAAAUGCGGUUGUAAACGACCCCAGACGUCGCCACAUUUAAACUGCUUUUUGGAAGUUCAAAAUGGGGGCACCAUACCAGUCCACUAUAUGGAGAAAAAUGCAGAAAUGUUUUCCUCAUAAACAUAAUUUCUUUACGACUGUAGAAAGAAAGACAUGAACAUCUUGGAGGACAAGGGGGUGAGUACAUUAUAUGUGAAUCUUUGUUUUGAAAGUGGACUUCUCCUUUAAGGUUUUUUGAUGAAAUCCGAAAGCUUUCUGACCCUGCAUAGGGGUCAUUAUACAGUUGUGGGUACAUCUCAUGUCCGCAAAGUAUAUUUUUAAUAUAUUUUCAUGAACAUAAAGCCCCAAUGCUUAAUUUUCUAGUACACAAAUAUAUUUUUCCUAAUCAUACUACUAUAUGCUGAAAAAGCCAUGUCUUUUGUUCAGCUGUCCGAUUUGCACAUUCUACUCUGCAGUUAAGCAUGAAAAUUACCUCAAAUAUAAACUUAUUUUUUGUUUAUGAAAAUACAUUUCUAAUCAUACCAUAUGCUCAGUAGUGCUAGGUUUCCAUGUUGAGUAUAGGCCCAAAACACCAAAAAUGUCAACUAAGUUACCUGUCAACUGUGUUACCCAGUAAAGGUAUCAUGGUGGCUAUAUUCCUACAGAUCACCUUUAUUUAUAUAUCACUUUAUACAAUAUAGAUUGUUUCAAAACAGCUAUGUAAGGUCAUGUCUGGGCUUUUGGGAAACAGGAAAACUUUUUUCUUCACAUUGUCCAAUUCUAAAUGUACCCCUAAUUAUAGAAUGACCCAUAGACAACAAUGCAACUCGCACGUUUAAGACCAAGAAAGGUUGUAAGGACAUUGUUAAAAAAGUCCAUGUGACGAGUGGUUCAAACUUAAUUUUCUGAAGCUAUGAAAAUACUUUUUGAGCAUUUAACGAUAUCCUUACUAUCUUUCUGGGCCAGAAAGCUCUCAGAUUUAAUCAGAAAUAUCUUAAUUUGUUUUCUGAAGAUGAACAAAGGUCUUACAGAUUUGGAACGACAUGAGGGUGAGUAAUUAAUGACAGAAUUUUCAUUUUUGAGUGAAUUAUCAUUAUGUGUAUGAAAUGUAAAAGGUUUAUAUAUAUUUUUUGCAACAUUAAAUUAACAAAUGCAUAUUUUUUAAUCUUUAAAAACUGGUUCAACAGUUCAGUUUAAAUAUUACUUCUUUUACAGCCAAUAUUUUUAUCUAUAAAAUAAAUAAAUAAAUGAACUACCAUGA
This is a messenger RNA of Labeo rohita (rohu), 5402 nucleotides long. It is a transcript of the gene emilin2a, whose product is annotated as elastin microfibril interfacer 2a. The transcript has 9 exons. The record is from RefSeq and is a predicted model, not a curated record. Lineage: Eukaryota; Metazoa; Chordata; Actinopteri; Cypriniformes; Cyprinidae. Gene Ontology annotation, molecular function: protein binding. The coding region runs from base 166 to 3471 and encodes 1101 amino acids.